AUGCGUGAAACCCAUCACUUAUUAAAUAACGUUGUAGCAACAAAAACAGAACAUCAUCAACACUGCAACCCCCAUCUGAAAACCCAUCACCAACCUUUCCCUCAUCACACUUGGAAGAAGAUGGGUUCAAAAUCAGUGACUUUAACCUUUGAGGAUGUGGCUAAGCAUAAUCAGAAAAAGGAUUGUUGGAUCAUAGUCAACAAAAAGGUAUACGAUGUUACUCCAUUUUUGGAUGAUCAUCCAGGAGGUGAUGAGGCUUUACUGUCUGCUACAGGGAAGGAUGCGACCUUGGAUUUCGAAGAUGUCGGCCACAGUGACUCGGCAACAGAGAUGAUGGAACAGUACUUUGUUGGGGAGGUUGACACCGCAACACUCCCAGCAGAAGCUAGGAACAAUCAACCUCCACCAAUUCAAACAACUACCUUAAGCAAUGAAUCUUCUGGAUUUCUCUUUAAGUUCUUGCAGUACUUGGUGCCAUUGCUGAUAUUGGGCUCUGCAUUUGCUCUGCAGUACUAUGGGAAGAAAAGCAAGACCAAUGAAUCAUAA
Messenger RNA from Vicia faba (fava bean), 546 nucleotides. The record is from the annotation of a GenBank genome assembly. NCBI's taxonomy places the organism in Eukaryota, Viridiplantae, Streptophyta, Magnoliopsida, Fabales, Fabaceae.